AUGUCUGCCUUCGAGGUGCAACACUCCUACUUCCCUGCGAGCGGGGCCGGCACCAGCUACCACGCCGGAUCCUCCCUCCUCGAAGCCGGCUACAAACCGUCCGAGGAAGAAUGCGGCACCCUCGCUGCCCCCAUCGCCGCGUUUUUGCGCAACUGCAGCUGCUACGACAUGCUGGGCGUCUCAACGCAGGUCGUCGUCCUCGACGUGCAGGCCCCGCUCUCGGUCGCCUUCAUCGCCGCGCAGGAGACGCGCAUCCAGAGCUGCGUCUUGUGGGACCCCCGUAAGCGGCAGUAUGUCGGCGUUCUCACCUCAACCGACUACAUUUGCAUUCUCCUCUACUGCCAGUCGCACCCGCGCGAGGCGGACGCGGUGGCGUCGUGGACAAUUGAGCACUGGCGCCAGGUGAGGGAGUCGCUGGGGAUGGGCAAGCCGAAGGAGAAGACACCGGGCAGCCUGGCCCCCAAGAGCGGCCUCGUCACGUGCAAGACGGAUUCCUCGCUGCACGACUGUCUGCUGAAGAUGCGCGAGUAUCACGUCCGCCGCAUCGUCGCACUGGCGGAGAAGGAAGGCGAAGACUUUAGCCUUGUGGCGAUGAUGGAUGUGGAGCAGAUCGUGGAGUACCUGGGUGUGAUGUUCUUCCACAUUGAGAAGGCGGGUGGCACCGUCGGCGGCAACGGCGGCGCGAACACGUCCAACAACAGCAUGGCGGGCAGCACGACGGGCGGCCCCACACCGCACCACACCACUUCGGCUAUUUCAAACGCAGGCGGUGCGAACGAGGACGCGCUGGCGCGCAGCACGAACAGCACCACCGGCAACAACGCCGUCGUGACGCCGCUGCGCCGCCACAGCAGCGUCCGCUCCAACCGCGACUUCGAGGAGGACGACGACGACCCGACGGGGGUGUUCGCGCUCGGUGAAGCCUACGUGCUACCGCCCUAUGUUGCCUCGAUCAUAACGCAGGCGGAAGCGGCCGGGGCCAACGGAUCGGGUGGCGUGGCGCUCGCCUCCGACAUGCGCGUGGGCCCCUACAGCUCCAUCUUUGACAUCUCUUUCAUGUACGUGCCGCUUGUCGGCGCCCAUCGCCAACGCGCCAUUUCGGUCACCAUGGACCACAAGCUGAGCGAUGCGCUGACGAUGAUGCUGGACAACAACAUUGAAAGCAUUGCGGUGUGUGCGCCGAAAGAAGGCACCAUUGUUGACGUUAUUAGCCGCAGCGAUCUGCUGCGCAUGGAGAACCAAGGCGUCUACGACACCCAGUUGACAGUGCGCGAGGCGCUGGCGAGCAAGAUUAGUGACCACGUCUUUGUGUUCUACGAAAAAGACACUUUGCGAGAGAUAUUCUCCCACUUUGUGCGUCGCCGUGUGAAGGAGCUGUUUAUGGUGGAUCCCGACACAGGCCGUCUGUUGGGUCAGUUGAACGUCGCCGAGUUUGUGUACUUCUUGGUGUUUGGACAAACCUCGUGA
Messenger RNA from Leptomonas pyrrhocoris, 1467 nucleotides. RefSeq names its product CBS domain protein conserved. Lineage: Eukaryota; Euglenozoa; Kinetoplastea; Trypanosomatida; Trypanosomatidae. The record is from RefSeq and is a predicted model, not a curated record. Bases 1 to 1467 code for a protein of 488 amino acids. The transcript has a single exon.